AUGGCCAGUAGAGGAAGCUCUCUCAGACCUCGCUCGGUGGAGCUGGGCCUGGAGGAACGUCGUGGGAAGGGCCGCACGACCGAUGAGCUGGAGCCCGGCACUGGCACCGUGGAGGAUGGAGACGGGUCCGGGGAUGGCGGCAGUGGGGUGGGGUCAGGCUCUGGGACCGGCGCGGUGCUGUCGCUGGGCGCCUGCUGCCUGGCCUUGCUGCAGAUAUUCCGCUCUAAGAAGUUCCCGUCGGACAAACUGGAGCGGCUGUACCAGCGCUACUUCUUCCGCCUGAACCAGAGCAGCCUCACCAUGCUCAUGGCCGUGCUGGUGCUCGUGUGCCUGGUCAUGCUGGCCUUCCACGCGGCUCGGCCCCCGCUCCAGAUACCCUACCUGGCCGUGUUGGCAGCUGCUGUGGGCGUGAUCCUUAUCAUGGCCGUGCUCUGCAACCGUGCAGCCUUCCACCAGGACCACAUGGGUCUGGCCUGCUAUGCACUCAUUGCGGUAGUGCUGGCCGUCCAGGUAGUGGGCCUGUUGCUGCCGCAGCCACGCAGUGCCUCCGAGGGCAUCUGGUGGACCGUGUUCUUCAUCUACACCAUCUACACGCUGCUGCCUGUGCGCAUGAGGGCCGCGGUGCUCAGCGGGGUGCUUCUGUCGGCCCUCCACCUGGCCAUCUCUCUGCGCACCAACGCCCAGGACCAGUUUCUGCUGAAGCAGCUUGUCUCCAAUGUCCUCAUCUUCUCCUGCACCAACAUUGUGGGUGUCUGCACUCACUACCCAGCUGAGGUCUCCCAGAGACAGGCCUUCCAGGAGACCCGGGAGUGUAUCCAGGCUCGGCUUCACUCACAGCGGGAGAAUCAACAACAGGAGCGUCUCCUGCUGUCUGUCCUUCCCCGUCAUGUUGCCAUGGAGAUGAAAGCAGACAUCAACGCCAAGCAGGAGGAUAUGAUGUUCCACAAGAUUUACAUCCAGAAACAUGACAAUGUGAGCAUCCUGUUUGCUGACAUCGAGGGCUUCACCAGCCUGGCAUCCCAGUGUACUGCCCAGGAACUGGUCAUGACCCUCAAUGAGCUCUUCGCCCGCUUUGACAAGUUGGCUGCGGAGAAUCACUGUUUACGGAUUAAGAUCCUCGGGGAUUGUUACUACUGCGUCUCUGGGCUGCCUGAAGCCAGGGCUGACCACGCCCACUGCUGCGUGGAGAUGGGCAUGGACAUGAUCGAGGCUAUCUCGUUGGUCCGGGAGGUGACAGGGGUGAACGUGAACAUGCGUGUGGGAAUUCACAGCGGGAGAGUACACUGCGGCGUCCUUGGUCUCAGAAAGUGGCAGUUCGACGUAUGGUCUAACGAUGUCACACUGGCCAACCACAUGGAGGCUGGUGGCAAAGCGGGACGCAUCCAUAUCACCAAGGCCACACUCAACUACCUGAAUGGGGACUAUGAGGUGGAGCCAGGCUGUGGUGGCGAGCGCAAUGCCUACCUCAAGGAGCACAGCAUCGAGACCUUCCUCAUCCUGCGCUGUACCCAGAAGCGGAAAGAAGAGAAAGCCAUGAUUGCCAAGAUGAACCGCCAGAGAACCAAUUCCAUCGGACACAACCCACCCCACUGGGGAGCUGAGCGCCCCUUCUACAACCACUUGGGUGGUAACCAGGUGUCCAAGGAGAUGAAGAGGAUGGGCUUUGAAGACCCCAAGGACAAGAAUGCCCAGGAAAGUGCCAACCCUGAGGAUGAAGUGGACGAGUUUCUGGGCCGGGCCAUUGAUGCCAGGAGCAUUGACAGACUACGGUCUGAACACGUCCGCAAGUUCCUCUUGACCUUCAGGGAGCCCGACUUAGAGAAGAAGUACUCCAAGCAGGUGGAUGACCGAUUUGGUGCCUAUGUGGCCUGUGCCUCGCUUGUUUUCCUCUUCAUCUGCUUUGUCCAGAUCACCAUCGUGCCCCACUCCCUGUUCAUGCUGAGUUUCUACCUGUCGUGUUUCCUGCUGCUGGCCUUGGUGGUGUUUGUGUCCGUGAUCUACGCCUGUGUGAAGCUCUUCCCCACUCCCCUGCAGACACUCUCCAGGAAGAUUGUACGAUCCAAGACAAACAGCACCCUGGUUGGGGUGUUCACCAUCACCCUGGUGUUCCUCUCAGCUUUUGUCAACAUGUUCAUGUGCAACUCUAAGAACCUAGUGGGCUGCCUGGCGGAGGAGCACAACAUCACGGUGAACCAAGUCAACGCAUGUCAUGUGAUGGAGUCGGCCUUCAACUACAGCCUGGGUGACGAGCAGGGCUUCUGUGGUAGCCUCCAGCCCAACUGCAACUUCCCAGAGUACUUCACCUACAGUGUGCUGCUCAGCCUGCUGGCCUGCUCCGUGUUCCUACAGAUCAGCUGCAUCGGGAAGCUGGUGCUCAUGCUGGCCAUCGAGCUCAUCUAUGUGCUCAUCGUUGAGGUGCCCGGUGUCACACUCUUUGACAACGCUGAUCUCCUGGUCACCGCCAAUGCCAUAGACUUCAGCAACAACGGGACUUCCCAGUGCCCUGAGCAUGCGACCAAGGUGGCGCUGAAGGUGGUGACACCGAUCGUCAUCUCUGUCUUCGUGCUGGCUCUGUAUCUGCAUGCCCAGCAGGUGGAGUCCACUGCUCGCCUUGACUUCCUGUGGAAACUGCAGGCCACAGAGGAGAAAGAGGAGAUGGAGGAGCUGCAGGCCUACAACAGACGACUGCUGCACAACAUUCUGCCCAAGGACGUGGCUGCUCACUUCCUGGCCCGAGAGCGGCGCAAUGAUGAGCUCUAUUACCAGUCCUGCGAGUGCGUGGCUGUCAUGUUCGCCUCGAUCGCCAACUUCUCUGAAUUCUAUGUGGAGCUAGAGGCCAACAACGAGGGCGUCGAGUGCCUGAGGCUGCUCAAUGAGAUCAUCGCAGACUUUGAUGAGAUCAUCAGUGAGGACCGGUUCAGGCAGCUGGAAAAGAUCAAGACCAUAGGUAGCACCUACAUGGCUGCCUCUGGCCUCAACGAUUCUACCUAUGACAAGGCAGGCAAGACCCACAUCAAAGCUCUUGCAGACUUUGCCAUGAAGCUGAUGGACCAGAUGAAGUACAUCAAUGAGCACUCCUUCAACAACUUCCAGAUGAAGAUCGGGCUCAACAUUGGACCCGUAGUGGCUGGAGUCAUUGGAGCUCGCAAGCCUCAGUAUGAUAUCUGGGGCAAUACAGUAAAUGUUGCCAGCCGUAUGGACAGCACUGGGGUGCCUGACCGCAUCCAGGUCACUACAGACAUGUACCAGGUGCUGGCCGCCAACACAUACCAGCUGGAGUGCCGGGGUGUGGUCAAGGUCAAGGGCAAGGGUGAGAUGAUGACCUACUUCCUCAAUGGAGGGCCUCCCCUCAGUUAG
Cricetulus griseus (Chinese hamster) is the source of this 3357-nucleotide messenger RNA. The record is from RefSeq and is a predicted model, not a curated record. NCBI's taxonomy places the organism in Eukaryota, Metazoa, Chordata, Mammalia, Rodentia, Cricetidae.